Trichogramma pretiosum is the source of this 5749-nucleotide messenger RNA. RefSeq names its product elongation of very long chain fatty acids protein AAEL008004-like. The record is from RefSeq and is a predicted model, not a curated record. Gene Ontology annotation, cellular component: endoplasmic reticulum membrane. Gene Ontology annotation, biological process: fatty acid elongation, monounsaturated fatty acid; sphingolipid biosynthetic process; very long-chain fatty acid biosynthetic process. Lineage: Eukaryota; Metazoa; Arthropoda; Insecta; Hymenoptera; Trichogrammatidae. Gene Ontology annotation, molecular function: fatty acid elongase activity. Bases 886 to 1980 code for a protein of 364 amino acids. The transcript is spliced from 9 exons.
UGGUGCAAUCGCCAGCGAACAAGACGAGAAUUGAGUUUUUACUCCAUUUAAAAUUAACCAUCGUUGCGACGUAUCGUCCAUACGUCUGCACGAUUGAGCUACGAGCUAAAACUGCCAAGUUGUACAUCGAUUGGCUGAAAUGUGCAUUGACAUAUCUAAGAAUCAUUGAUAUUGAUAUAUAUCUCUGCAUAGUUGCUCCAAGCUGAGAGCAAUUUUUUGACUACGGUGCCCAUCAACGAUCGUCCGAUUGUAUCGACGCGAACGCAUAGUGCGUAAAAGCUGAUCAGGCAAUCCUCUCACCCAACUGUCUUGAUCGGUCACGUGUUAUUUACGGUCUCCGUGAGUCCAAGUCGCUACUGUACACACAUGUUGAUGGCCAAAUAGUAAAUAUUUGGCUGGACAAUGUUUUGCCGAUGAGAAAAAAUCUACGCACACACGUACGCGACUAGGCUCGCUACGAUCGUCUAUCAGUCCUACCGUAUUAGUACAGCCGAGCGGUAACAUCAGUCUUAGUGUCCGUGAGUCGUAGAUGCCAACGACCCCGCGGCAGCUUUAAUUUCUCAGUUGCUACAACGAGAUACAUAAUAAUAAAAUACAUGUAACGUGCUGCGAGUGCCUGUGUCACUGUGCUGAGUGUGUAUACGUUUAUUUGUGCAUCCAUGUGGUACAUAAUUGACCUCGUCGUCGGGAUCAUCGUCGAUUCUUUGAGAAUUCCAAAUAGCCCUUCUUUCUGAAAGGAAGCAUUUCCGGGUGGAAAAAGAAGCAGCAAGAAAAAUUUGAGCCGAACUCUUUGUCAGGUUGAUCCAUUUCGUUAUCAACGAUCCCCACUGAACUCGAGUGUGUCGAGCGGCUCACGUCCUCGAUCAAAAACACAAUAGCACAAAGAUGUCGAUCGUCAUGCAGUACGUAGACCGGUUCCACGAGAUCCUAAAUACACAUGCAGACAAGCGAACAACGAAUUGGUUAUUAAUGAGCUCACCAUUUCCGACGCUUCUAAUUUGCUUGAGUUAUGUCUACCUCGUCAAAGUACUCGGGCCCAAGCUCAUGGAGAACCGAAAGCCUUUCCAGCUCAAGAACGUCCUCAUAGCUUAUAAUCUUUUUCAAGUUAUAUUUUCAGCAUGGUUAUUUUACGAGUGUCUCAUGGGAGGCUGGUGGAGAAAAUAUAGCUUCCGUUGUCAACCAGUGGAUUAUUCCGACAGUCCUUCAGCUAUAAGGAUAGGAAUGAGCGGAUGGCUGACGGGUGAUUAUUCAUUGAGAUGUCAGCCGGUUGACUACAGCGAUCGGCCCCAAGUAUUACGGAUGGUUCACGCUAGCUGGUGGUACUACUUCUCCAAAUUCACAGAAUUCAUGGACACGAUAUUCUUCGUACUCCGCAAGAAAAAUGAUCAUGUGUCCACCCUGCACGUCAUUCACCACGGAUGCAUGCCGAUGUCCGUCUGGUUCGGUGUCAAGUUCACACCAGGUGGCCACUCGACUUUCUUCGGUUUGCUCAACACCUUUGUGCAUAUCGUCAUGUACACGUACUACCUGCUUGCCGCCAUGGGACCGAGACUGCAGCCCUACCUCUGGUGGAAAAAGUACCUCACCGCCUUCCAAAUGCUCCAGUUUGUCGCCAUAAUGAUUCACGCCUUCCAAUUGCUCUUCAUCGAGUGCAACUAUCCCAAGGCCUUCGUCUGGUGGAUCGGCAUGCACGCCGUAAUGUUCUUCUUCCUCUUCCGUGACUUCUACAGGCAGAGCUACGCCUCGAAGAAACAGAGAAGCGCCGCCCUGGCUGCUGCCAAAGCAGCGGCUGCCACUGCUUCCAGCAACGGAGCAUCGAAUGGAAAAAUCAGCAACGGUAGCAGCAGCUACGCCAACGGCAACGGAGUUCGGAGACGCGACGCGGCCGAUUACUAUAUCAAGGGCGAGAGCAUUGCCUCGGCGGAGGGCCUGAAUCUGAGGAAACCCGCAUUCGCAGCUGCCGCUGUCGCGAGCGAUUAGCCUCCUCGCACGCCUCGUCGUGACAAUCUCAUUUUUCUCCACGAGGAUCAUAGCGAAAAAACUGGCCUAUUGUAAUUUAGGCAUUCACACACGCGCACACAGUGGCUGACGCAUUAUAUAUGUAAACGAUACAAAGAAAAAAGAAAAAUCUCAGUUGUACCAGUGCAAUACACGUAUAGUAAUUUUUCGUACGUACAUAAAGGCGUAUGUGUAUAAAACACAUAAUCCCAUACAGCAUGUAUUUAUAGUAUGUAUAAAUAGUCGAAGCUGCUGCAGUACUGCUGUCGUCGAUGUCGAUAUAUAAUUGCCUUAAAUCUUGUAUUUAUCUUUCCAAGCGCGGGUAUACGUAAACGUCGAUCUGUCUCUUGUUGAAGAUUUUUCGUGUUUCGUGCGUAAAUAGUUGAUAGUAAUUUUUGAUCAUGAAAGACGUCCUGACGGUUUUUCAUUUUCUUCCAAUUUUUUUUUCUAGUGAAAGAGGUCUUUAUUGUUGUUAUUGUUUGUUUGUUUUGUAUCGUGCGGUCGUGCCUAGGCGGCAUUAAAUGAAUCUUUUGGCUCGUUCGCGCUAGCGACGCGAACAGACGUUAAGGAUCGAGUAGAGUGCAAUGCAUUUGUAAAGUUAUAUAUCAAUUUACACAAUAAUAACAAGAACAAAUAAAAAUAAAGAAAAAUGGUUGUAAAUAUAUAUAUGACACGUUUGAUAUAUUAUACAUGUAAUUAUUUUAAAGUGAAGAAAUGUGCCAAUAUUCAAAAGAUCGUACAAGUGAGCAUAUAUUAUUAUUAUUGCGUUAUCAACGGAACAAAAUAUUGAAUUUCUUAAUAACUGUAGCAGUACCUUCUACUAUUAUAUUUUUUAAAUUAUAUUUUAGUAGUUAAAAAACAAUUAUGCAUAAAAUAUGAAUGUAAUGUAGUUUAGUGAAAAGUGGAUUAUAAGUAUGCGAUGUGAUACGAGAGUCAAGAAUUACUUUCUUAUUAUGUACCUCUUUUUUUAAUAUUCAUUUUACAUUGUGCGUCUUACAGAGAACGAUUUUAGCUCCGACAUCGAGUAGUUUGACACCAUGUACUCGGAUGUUUAUUUUGAUAAUUUUUUAUUCAUUUUUCACAAUUAUAUGUAAUUUUUCGCCCUCAAAUUAAGUUCACGCUACUCGUCGUUUUUUCACAAAUUGUAAAUAGAUUCGAAUUUGUUAAAUGGUUUAUUCUGUUAGAUCGUAUUAUUAUGAGAACCGCUUAUACUCUAUUUUUAGGAAUUGAAACUUUUUUAACGCAUACAAUUUUAAAAUGUUUUUAAAUUAUGUGUAUUUGAAAGUUUUUAUAAGCUGGCUACUUUAGCAUGAUAUUAAAUUGUUCGAACUGAUAUUAUGCUUGGUGCAAAAAAUAUUGUAUUCAAAAACUGCAUUAGUUAAUUUUUAGUACUUAAAAUAAAAAAAUUUUCCAAGUUUCAACUCAAGUUUUCUAGUUAUUAGCAACAAUAGCAAUAUAUGCAUUAUCAAAAGACUAUUGCAAGGCACUAAAAACCAACUGCAUUCAAUAAUUAUUGAACUCAAACUUCACUUAAACGCGGGGGUGAAUAAUAUAUUAGCGAGCUUUGCACUAUGAUUAAGCUCGUGCCUUGGAUUUUAAUCUUUUGUGCUUUCAAUACGUGUAUAAACCGGAUUUUUUGGCAUUUUUACUGUGAGAGAGUUUAUAUGCGAAUGUUUGUACUUUCUCGUCGUAAUCAUAUAGAUUCAGAAAAUAAUAAUGACGUGAUAUUCUCAAGUAAAAUUCGAAAGGAAUCUUCUUUUAUGUGCAAGAGUUGAAUAGUAAACUGUCGUUACUUUGAUUGAAUGACUAUGACCGAUUAUCAUUAUUCAGAUACAUUAUUAAAUUUCGACAUAUUUUCCACUUUUAUCAAAUGCACAUUAUCAAUUAAACACUCAAAGUGAGAUGGUGUAAAUUAGUGAAAUAUUAUUUGCUGCGUUUUAUUGCACAAAUUAGGCGGGAUUUUUAAGUAAUGACAGUGUCAUUUUUUAUCUUUUGUGAACGAGAGAGAACAGAAAAGCUUUAAAAACUUGAAUAAUAUAUAUUAUUAAAUGCACAAACAUUUUUGUGAUAUGAGCUAAAAGCGCACGGACAUUUAGAACGUACAUAAUAAAUUAUGCAGAGCAUAAAAGUUAUCGUUAGGUACAAAGACAAACUUCACCAAGAGCAGUGCAAAAUUCAUUUAAGGAAAGUGACAUGAGACAAAGAGAAAAAUCAGACAGCAUCGUUGGCUUAUCUUACGCGAAUGGAUUUGUACAUAAAAAAAUAAUAAUAAAAGCAAAAAAAAAUUAUAAAUUUUAUACAUAAAUCAAAACUAAGCGUGUGAUUGUGAGAUAUGCUUAUAAUAUAGUUGUGCAUAAUAUGAAUUGAAAAUACGAAAAAAGAUGCUUUCUUUGUGUUCCACAAUACAUGCAAAAACACCUUGCUCCGUUCAGCGAAAUUUUUUAUUAAUUGUAAAAUGUUCAAGGACAACACAGCGGAAAGUUAAAAUGGUUCGUGGUGCCUGAACCGAUUUAUAUUUAACCAAAAAAACAGAAUAUUUCACUCGUCUUCGUCUUAUUCUUAAAAGAUCUCUUACUUGCAUAUAAAACGUACUGAAAACUUUCCGUUAUCAUGCCCUUAGCCCUCGGGUUGGGAGAUUUUGUAUAUAGAUAGUUUUGUACUAUGGUAAUUACUUAUAUGAUUUUAUAAUUCACAUAAAUGCUGAUAGCUCUCGAAUCUGUGCCUAAAGCAACGAUGGUAUAUUAUAUAAAAACAGCGAUUAUACUAAUAAUACUUUGUUUUUUAAAUUCAUUAUGAAAUUGUAUUUUCUUCUCAACAUAAACUAUAUGUGUUUUUAGGAAACAGCUAUUCAACGAAUAAUAAGAGCAAUGACCAUAAGCCUACAGUUUUCUCGUUUUUUCACAUGAAAAAUCAUCAUAUGAAGUAUGAAUCUAUAUUUUAAAUUUAUUUACACAAGUAUUUAUAAUAAAGAAAAACCUUGAUUAUGAAUAUCAGUUUGUGUAUUUUUAGUUUUUUAAGGUCUCAAAGGCUUUCUUGGUGAUUCUCUAGAAGAGAUAAAUGUAUUGCUCGUCAAAAAUAUGUCAAAUUCUGACUAAGACAGAGUGCAUUCGUUUAUUAAAUAUCAAAUCGUUGGACUAAUUGAUGAUCAAUCAUUCAUUCAUUGAUUUGAAAUAAUCUUUAUGAUUCCUUAUUAUAAUUCAGGAUUUGAAACUAUCAUAUAUGUGUUCUUGAACUAUUUCAUUAUAAUAAUGUAAAAAACUACGCAAAAGUUCAUGAGUGACUCUAAGUUUCAACUACCUCAGGCUAUAUAGCCUUGACAAAGUAAAACAUCAAUAAUAAUCAAUAAAUGUAAAAAACACCUCCAAUUUUUUGAGAAUUUUCUUAUUGACCAUUUAUUCGAUUGUUUUAAGUACGCAAUCAUACAUUUUCCAGACGAGUAAUAUAUGUUUUGCUGUCAAAUCUACGACUAUUCGAUUUUUUCAACAAUGAUUUUUUGUAACUGUUAAAAAAAGUAAAAAUCUGAAAAGACGUAACAAUAAACAUUGGGGAAAAUUAGUUUUUAAUUGAGUUUCAUGAAUGUAUAUAAAAAAUAAUUUAUAUGACAGUAAUGUAAAUAAAUUAUAAAUAAUGUAUCUUCUAUGAAUAGAAAAAAUUUUUUCAAAUGACUAAACAAAGAAAGUGCAAUACCAUAAGAUUUUAAUGAAUGUAUCCUUAUAUUUGAUCUACAUUAAAUGAAACUUUUUGAGAAAUA